Molecule: messenger RNA, 2901 nt
Organism: Morchella sextelata
Lineage: Eukaryota; Fungi; Ascomycota; Pezizomycetes; Pezizales; Morchellaceae
Exons: 5
Coding region: 1-2901 (966 amino acids)
Molecular function (GO): protein binding
Source: RefSeq, a predicted model, not a curated record
AUGGAGAUUUGCGGAACUGUUGUAGGUGUGGUGGGGUUGUAUAGUGUGUGUCUCCAGAUCAUCGAGCAGGUCGAUGAUGCACGGAACUUUAACGACGACUCGGAAAAGCUUCGUAUACUGUUUGAAGCCGAGAAGCUCAUCUUCACCCGAUGGGGCGACAGAGUAGGAAUUAGUGAUGAAUCGAAACGUCAUCCUUGCCUGGAGAAGAAUGCGGUCGAAUAUCCUCUGAUUUACAGUAUUCUCAAACAGCUUGAGAAUGCAUGGAAAGGGGCGGAGAAGUUUUUCAACACGUAUAAUGUGGAGGAGCCGGGUGCGACUAAUGCUGGUGCCGCUGUUUGCAGGGGAAAAACUUCUAUCGGGAGAAAACUUAUCUGGGCGAUAAAAGAUAAGAAGCAUUUUAUGAGCCUCCUCACGGACGUUGGAACGCUUGUUCAGAAGCUGGAUAACCUGGUUCCCAAUAAUAGUACUGAUUCUGAGGUCAAAAUUAUGGAGAUGGAGGUCAGCUUGAAGAAACUUGAAUCGAUUCUCAAAGGGAACAUAUCUCAGAGCGAGAAGGAUAGAAAAGAGACUGGCAAGUUUCAAGAUAAGGUCACAACACAUAUCGACAAAGAAGAUCGUGACAAGCUUUUGAAUUGGGUCGGCGCUGUUUCAACGGAUUAUGAGCUCGAUGACGCAUCAUGCGGUACACGUACAGGCACAUGCACCUGGAUUCGCUCCAGGCAGACUUUCUUGGACUGGUUCGGACCACCUGAUGUAGCCAUCGGUAUAUCUUCUCCUGUUCUUUGGCUUCAUGGCGGUCCUGGAAUUGGCAAAACACAUCUCGCCUCAAGCAUUAUCAAAUAUCUCCAGGAAUACUCCCCCUCAUACCCUACCGCGUUCUUCAUGUCCAACCACUCCUAUGAAGAGAAGAGACAGACUACUUCCAUCCUCCGAUCAUGGGUCUAUCAGUUAAUGCAACAAUCAAAGACUGCCUUGCAGAUCGCUCAGGAGGCAAAACCCGAGAACGGAUCCGCGGUUCCUACUGUAUUAUGGAAAAUAUUCCGUGCCAUUCUUCAAAAACUAGGACCUUGUUACUUGGUUAUAGACGGAUACGAUGAGUGUUGGGACUUCGACCCUGAUUCACGGUGCUCCGUCAAAGGAGCUCUGCAAAGCUUCAUGAAAGAACUUCGUCUUUAUGAACCUAUCGACAAAUCAAAGGUGCACCGGGUAAUCGAGUACCCCAUAAAAAAAGAAGACACUCUACUGGACAUUGCAUUGGUUUCGAACUACAUUGCCGAGUCGUUAAAGAUCAAAGAUGAUUCCCGAAGAAAAGCGGUAUCUGAUCAACUCAAGGAAGGCUGUGAUGGGAUGUUCCUUCGGUUAAGGCUUGUCGACGAGCAGCUCGAGCCGGGGAUGCUGGAUAAAGACGUCCAGGAUGUACUUAACUCUGUGCCAGAUGGCCUAGAGCGAGCAUAUCAACGAAAUAUCGAAGCAAUUCUUAAGACGACCACCAAGAAUUGUCAAAGGGCGCUUGAUAUCCUGCAAAUCCUGCUUUUCGCAACCCGGCCGCUUUCCGUCAUGGAGUUAUUGUGUGCUCUGCGCAUGAAGGACGUAGUAGACCAGGGCUCAAAAGAGCGACCGGGCUUUAUUCAAGACUACGAGAUAAACAAUUUGAAUAUCCAAACUUUAAUAGUGAAACCUUGCUGUUCCCUAAUCGAAGUCCGCGGAGGAUCGGGUUCUGACCCUGUUCACUUUGUGCAUUUCUCCGUCAAAGAGUAUCUUCUAGAGCGGAUGCGAUCGGAGGCAUUAUACCGCAGCAAUCCUUCUGGAAGAAAUCACGACACUCCGUACAUCUUCGGCCCCAGAAAUGGUGAUGAUAUCCUUCACGAAGUUUGCCUUUCCUACGUGUUCAUGCGUGCCAACUUUGAGAAGUUCGGCGAUAGUUCGUUUCAUGAAUAUGCCAGAUCGAAUUGGGCCGUGCAUUUCAACCGGUUGACCGGUGAUAGCAGAUCCCAGGGAUUGCGCCUUCAGAAGAGCCUUUUCCUGGGACCCUGGUUUAAAAAAUGGGAAGAUAAGCAAAAGAGACAAUGGGACGUACCGAAUGCCCUUAAAGAUAUAGUGGAUGGCGUGACGUUAUCACCGGCGGAGAUGGCCGCCAUGCUCAGCCUUCCCGACCUCAGUAUAUCCCUAUUCCCGGAUGGAAAAACACCUCAGAGGGUGCUUGCGUAUGCAGCCGGCUUUGGAGAUGCGGCAACCGUUCGCACGUUGCUUCAAAGAAGAAAGGAUCUUGAUGUGAAUUGGGCUGCUGAUGGAUACCCCUGGAUGCCGCUGUCGACGGCAUGUCGUGGGGGCAGUGACUCUGCUCUUGAGGCGUUACUCGAGAACGAAGGCCUGAACCUGUUUGGACCUCUUAACGAUGAGGGGGACACAGCGCUACACUAUACAAUAAGACAAUGCCAUUCUGGGCCUCCUGAGGACUGUAUGACAGUCACCACAGUCUGUGCUACUAUUUCCGUAAAUAGCGGUGAAACCAGCCUUACGCCUACCGACGAAGGAACUCGCCCGAUCGACCAACACCUGGAAGCCACUGAUGCGGGAGCUUGCGAAAGCGACGUUGGAGUCAAGGGCGCCCAAACAGCCCUCGAAACGGACGAUGGAAAAUUCCAAAACACCAAAGACGCCAGAGAUAGUGCCCAAAUAACGCCGGAUUAUUCCUCUGAUGUGGGUGAACCCAAAACUUGGCAAAGCCUUACAGGGAAUCCCCAUAGAACAGAUACUUCUGCCACUGCCAUUGCGGAGGGAGAAGUAGGAGAAUCAUCACCAGCCAUUUCUAAUACGCAGAUGGUGCUGCCGGUGCCUCAUUUUUUAUAUUUUAUUCUACCUUUUGUCAUGUUCAUUGUUUCACUCUAUCUCAAUUUAUGA